AUUUCUCUCAUCCCAAACCAUAAUCCUCUCUUCUUUCUAUUUUCUCUUUUUCUUCAAGAAUUAAUUUUACAAAAUGCCAGGAAUCGCUAUCGGCCGUUUCGAUGACUCGUUCAGCGCCGCCACCAUCAAGGCGUACAUCGCUGAGUUUAUCUCCACCUUGCUCUUCAUCUUCGCCGGCGUUGGCUCUGCCAUUGCUUUCAACAGUUUGACGGCCAACGCGGGCUUGGACCCGGCUGGGCUUGUUGCGAUCGCUGUGGCCCAUGCUUUCGCUCUCUUCGUGGCUGUCUCCAUUGCCGCUAAUAUCUCCGGUGGACACGUCAACCCUGCCGUCACAUUCGGCCUGGUUGUCGGCGGUCAGCUUACCGUCAUCACCGGAAUUUUCUACUGGAUUGCUCAGCUUUUGGGAGCCGUUGUUGGUUCAUACCUCCUCUCUUUCGUCACCGGUGGCUUGGCUAUUCCGAUCCACGGUGUGGGAGCGGGAGUGGGAGCAAUCCAGGGAGUGGUGUUUGAGAUCAUCAUCACAUUCGGACUGGUGUACACUGUGUACGCAACCGCAGUUGACCCGAAGAAGGGUUCAUUGGGAACCAUCGCACCCAUCGCCAUCGGUUUCGUCGUGGGUGCCAACAUCUUGGCUGCCGGCCCAUUCUCCGGAGGCUCCAUGAACCCGGCCCGCUCCUUCGGCCCAGCUGUUGCCAGCGGAGACUUCACCGGCCACUGGAUCUACUGGGUGGGCCCACUCAUCGGAGGCGGCCUCGCCGGGCUCGUCUACAGCAACACUUACAUCCACCACGAGCACGCACCACUCGCAACCGACUUCUAGAUUUGCCCACAUUUGUUUGUGAUGUGAAAUUUCUUUUCUAAUAAAAGGAAGAUAUGGGAAUUCAUUUUUCCGUUUCUUUCUUUUCCUUUUUUUAAUGGUUUGCAGCUGUAAAUGCAAUUUCUUGGUGUAAUGGUUUGGUUUUUCUGGUAAAUUGUUAAUUAUGUCAUGUUUGAUCCCA
This is a messenger RNA of Salvia hispanica, 998 nucleotides long. RefSeq names its product aquaporin TIP2-1-like. Gene Ontology annotation, biological process: transmembrane transport; water transport. Gene Ontology annotation, cellular component: membrane. Lineage: Eukaryota; Viridiplantae; Streptophyta; Magnoliopsida; Lamiales; Lamiaceae. Gene Ontology annotation, molecular function: water channel activity. The record is from RefSeq and is a predicted model, not a curated record.